Messenger RNA from Mytilinidion resinicola, 601 nucleotides. Its product is annotated as dabb-domain-containing protein. NCBI's taxonomy places the organism in Eukaryota, Fungi, Ascomycota, Dothideomycetes, Mytilinidiales, Mytilinidiaceae. Bases 184 to 516 code for a protein of 110 amino acids. The transcript has 3 exons. The record is from RefSeq and is a predicted model, not a curated record.
AUUAGAUCCUCGAUAUAUAAGCACCCUAACUGCUAGCUAGACAUACUAGACAUAUGAACCGUCAUAGCAGCUCAUCAGGCCAUAUCAAUUGUUAACCUCAUACUACUCUUGAUCGUCUCCUCUAAAUCAGUUGCAAAGUUCUCCUCACCAUCUCACUUAUCAAGGCGAAUCUCAUCGGACAACAUGGGCAUCGUUCAUAUCGUGCUCUUCGAAUUCAAGCCGACCACAAGUCAUGCAGAGAUUGAACAUACUUGCGAACAAUUUCUAGCACUUGGAGAGAAAUGUAUCCACCCAACCACCAAGAAACCAUACGUGAAGUCGGUCAAAGGCGGUAGGGACAACAGUCCUGAAGGACACCAAGGCGGAUUCAGCCACGGUUUCGUUGUGGAGUUUGAAAGUGAGGAAGACCGGAAGUACUAUUUAGAGAGUGACCCAAGCCACCUGCAAUUCACGAAGGACGUUGGCCCAAUCAUUCAAAAUGUCCGAGUUGUAGAUUUCGAACCAGGAAAGUUUUAGUCUGUGGAAAUACAUUAGCACCCAGUAGUUUUCAGAGGAAUCAUGGGUAUCAUUUGCAAUCUAAUAAUAGUAAUCAUCUCCGCCU